This is a messenger RNA of Hermetia illucens (black soldier fly), 657 nucleotides long. RefSeq lists its product as uncharacterized. The transcript is spliced from 2 exons. The coding region runs from base 68 to 616 and encodes 182 amino acids. Lineage: Eukaryota; Metazoa; Arthropoda; Insecta; Diptera; Stratiomyidae. The record is from RefSeq and is a predicted model, not a curated record.
UGUAAAUUUUGGGAGUCAAAGUGCAUAAUUAGGAGCAAACAAUAAGUCAAUUAGAAGAUUACCGGGAAUGGCUGAGUUUAGAGUCUCUUUUAUUUGUUUUACUAUUUUGAUAUACUUGCAGGAUAACCAUGUAAAAGGCAAAUCUCUUGUAGCGCAGCUCUACGAUAUAACUUCGUAUGCACACCCAAAAUAUGGUAAAAUUAACGCUACUAUUGUUGAUAGCAAAGUCAAUGGAGAGUAUGAACUUUUCAAAGAAAUCUUUCCGGCUGACAAACUAUGUUAUCUUCUAGAAGUUAAUGAAUAUUCAGAAAAAAAGAUUUUUACACCUUUCAAUCGCACUAUAAGAACAGGCGAUCUGGCACGUUUCCUUGGAAAGGACGCAGCAAUUGGAGGUAUUCUGGAUUGGAUAAAAAAUUAUUCCAACAUUCCGAUUAGCGACCAUUAUUUGCCAGGAAAAUAUUGGGUGAGAAAUUAUACAAUAUCAACCAAAUUUUGGCCACUGGGUCUCCCAUAUUACCGUAAAUCUAGACUUCGAAUAAAAAAUUCUUUUUUAUUAGAAAAACAAGGUUACAUUUUGCUGAGAAUACAAUAUUGGGUAAGAGUAGUUAAACGCUAAAAGUAACCAUUAUUGGCUAAAAUCCUACAUGAAAUUUACUA